GGCAAGUGGAAUGCCACCAGCCAGAGGUGGUGGCGGGGACUGAAUUACUUUGUCAUCAUGGAGGACGGACGCCGAGAUCUUUUGAUCAAGGUUUCUGUCGACAAGAUUGCUGAUGGACCAGAUGGAGUAUUGCACAGAGGCUCUGGCCCCGGUGCUGGCUACUGGUACGCCAUUUUGAAGUACCCAUCAAAUGGGCAGAUCUUUGGAACGGUACGGCUGAGGGAAUUGGGAAAUGACGAGGUUGACAUUUGGCAUCGACCUCGUGGAGAGAGAAUCUGGGGCGAUCCUUGCAAGGCUGCAAAGGAUGUAGCUUUGGCGUCGCGUGCAGAUACCUGCAGCCUGGGUGGCGCGAUCAAGCAAGCAAAGCUGCGGCUCACCAACUUGUCAAGCAUGUACAUGUUUGCAAUGGUGGCGCGUUCCAAGAAGUGGUUUGAGGCCAAAGGACUGCCUUUGGCGGAUACCAUGCGGCAGAUGCUGAUAGAGUCCGUGCAAGAUCCAAACGCUUUCAACCAUUGGCACAGAAAGCUGGCCCCUGAACAGGGCUUUUUUGAGAGGCUUCGUAAUUAUGGCAGUGGGGAUGCAGGGAAUGUGGAGAGUGUGAAGAAGUUGAUGCAGGAUGAGUACAGACGAGGUAUCUUGCAUGAACCCAAUUACACCAAAACGCUGCAAACUUACCGAGAACAACUUCUUGCCAAAAUGGACGAAGCCCUUCGACAGAUGUCCGAUCAAAUGUUCAGCAGAUUGAAGCAGCAUGUGAUUUCCCAAAAAAAGGCAGAACUUCAGAAGGAUCGGGCUGACAAUGAGGUGGAGCUUGAACGCCAUGUCAGGAAUGACUUGUCGAGGGCGAUGCAAAGCUUAGCUCCGCCCAAUGCGAUGAGCAUCAUGCUCACCAGGAUGGUCAGCCGUUUCUCCGGAAACUACAGAUUGCACUACGAGAAAGAGGUCGAGGGAUGCCCCAAACUCUUCUGCAAACUGGAGCACCUCAAAGUUGAGAAGCAACUCUUUGAACAGGUUCUAGCUGGUGAAGGAGACCACUUGCAGGUCGAACUGGAAGCCUCAGGUCCCGAAUUCGCCCUUGACGUCCAGGACCCUGACGACGUGCAUUUGCUUGGCUCUUUGUCCAAGGAACGCGUGUUUUGGAUCUCUUCUCAUGAGAUUCCAGAUGGUGGCAAGGGGGUGAAGUUUCACUGCAGUGCGAGAAGCCAGCCAACUAAAGAGCUUCUGAACAUCAAACGGCCGACCAGUUCAGUUGCCUUCAAUGAAACUCUUCGCAUGUUGGCCUUGUACAACCAAGCUUCGAAGGUGGUUGCAGUUUAUGUCUGGGACGAGGCAUUUACACGCCACACGGACUAUUGCGCCCCGAUCAACCUGGAAGCUUACGUGCAAGAUGCCGACUUGCUGCAAAUGCACUUCUUGCCGGCGUCCAAGCAGCUGUGCUUCGUUCUCCGCAACAACAUGGUGAAGGUGUACGAGCUCGUUGCGAAGACCAUGCGCCCUCGUGGCUUCCAAAUCGCACCGCAUGCAAAAACUUUCGUGGAUUCCACAGGGACUGCGUUGGUGGUGCUGCGCCAGGAAAGCUCCAAGUGGAUGGUUGACGUCAUUCUUGUGGCCGACGGUCGCCAAGUGAAGACUCUGGCACUCCCAUUGGCGCUGCAAGACGAGGUUCCUGUGGUUGACAUUCUGCGGCUCUAUGGUGUGGAUUUCUUGGUCGCUUUGGACAGUGCGACCAAAACCCUGCACGGUUGGAGGCUCCACUUGCAAACAGCCGAGCAAGUUUGCUCCAUGGAACAGGUGGGUGAAAAGGCAGUUGAGACCACCAAGUGCCAAUCCGCAGGCAUGGCUUGUUUCGACAUUUUGUACCAGGUUCUGGCCAAGUUCACCAACCAUCCGGCGCUUGGUGCAGACCUUGCGCAACAGAUGACGCGCCUGAUUGUUGUAGGCCCAGCCAUGUCUUCCAAUCCUGGUCCAGUUGUUGAGAGAUAUGUUGCGGACAUCAUCAGGCGGCUCAGGCAAGACACACAAAAACCAUCGUUGGAUGGCUUCAAUUUGGACGUCUCUUAUUGGCCUGUGAGCUCCAACGAGGGUGCUGGCGAUGUGGUGUCAAAUUUACAGAGUUCUGAGAUGACAAUGGCUCAGCUGUUGCGCAAACUCAUUUGCCUGGUGCCCUUGCAGAUUGCCCGUGCCGAGAAUGAAUCCUUUGUGAUCCUGAAAGAUGGCAUGCGCGAGGACGUCAGUGACUUCAGCAACCUGAGUGAGUUGGCAGAGUUUAUUUCCUUCGGGCUCUAUGAGCUGGUAUUGGAAAGCAAUGAGAACCCGGUGGUGGUGAUCAGCAGCAUGGGCAAACAGUCCACUGGAAAGUCCUACAUGCUGAACCAUUUGGCAGGCACAAGCUUUGAUACCUCUGGCGGCCGCUGUACUGAUGGCGUGUGGAUGACAGUUCGUGAGCACAGUGACAUCACUUAUGUGAUGCUGGACUUCGAAGGCUUGGGCUCUUUUGAGCGGUCAGCGCAGGAAGACAUGCUGCUGUCGGUCUUCAAUGCCGCCAUUUCUCACGUUUCGCUCUUCCGCACAGAGAAUCGCCUGGAUUGCGACACCGCAAGCAUCUUCUCGCGCAUGCAGCAGGGGGCAAAGCUGAUCCAAGGGGACGAAGAGCUGUUCAAUGGAUUUUUCCAAAUCGUGGUGAAGGACGUCGUCUCUGAUGCGAAGGAAGUUGCCCAGGAGUUUCGGCAGAAGAUACAGCACAUCAUUGCAAGGGACAAGGAAGACAACUUCUUCUUGCGCUUAUACAAGGGCCGUGUUGGCAUCCUGCCGUUCCCAGCUUUGGGACGUGCGGAGUUCUACCGGGAGUUCAACUCGCUGACCAGCAAAGUCCGUGCUGCGCAGGCGGAGAAGCGUUGCUUUGAAAGCGGGCGACAGUACUUGCGGAACACCAAGCUCUUGAUGGCAAAGAUUGCCAUGAAAGAUUGGACGCCGACUGAUCAGAACAAGAUCAAAAUGCUGCUUGCCAGCCUCCAGGAGUGCCUUGCAACUGCAGUGAUGGCAGGUUGCAUGGCGGUGACUGAGGAUGGCCCCGUUCCAUUGCUUCACUUGCGAAGCAACAAGACUUUCUUGGACAAAGGCAGUGAAGGUGAUGAACCAGAGAUGAACAGCAUCCUAGCAGCUGUGCCGGAUGAGGGCUUGCAAUUGGCACUGGUUCAGGAGCAAGACGGAGCGCUGGACGUGGAAGUGUCGUGCGAGAUCAUGGCAUCCCUGCUCAGCAAACUGAAAGCGGCUGUGAACUGCUCUACUGCCACCGACUGGACUCCGGUUCUGCAAGCCUUGGCGCAGCGUCGGCAGAAGCGCAUCGUUGCGUGGCUGGAAGCCAAUGUCGAGCACGUGGCGGGCGAAGGGGAUGCGCAACGUUUGCUGAUGGUGGCCAAGACGGUCCUAGCCAGGCCUUCUCAAAGAGAAGGGGGUUCAUUCCCACCAGGUCAUGGGUAGGUGGCUAAGCGCACCCCACUUGCGUUUUUAAGGAAGCCAGGAACAAUAUUCAAUAUUCUGCCCGAAAGAUUGUUUGGAAGAGAUGUGCACUGGGUCUGGUAAAGUCCUGCCAGGCUGUUGCAGAAACUGCGGCUUUGCGGUCAGGAUUGCGGAAUGUGCCGUUUGCCUUGCACCCUACCCGUUGAUCACAGCUCAUCGUCCCACGACUGCGGCACUGAUCACAAGUGUCAUGCCUUCUGUCACUACUGCGCGUCAGAUGGUGUGGCUGCAGCUUGUGUUCAGCCGGCUGGCCACUCAGCAGAGCACGAUUGUGGAGAUGCUGCUCACACAUGUGGGGCUGAAUGCUCACUGAGCAAUUUGGGGAAUUGUGGAGGUCGUUGCGUGCUGAAGCCCGGGCAUUCAGAAGAGCAGCACUUGUGUGGAUCCAAGAGGCACCAUUGUGGAAAACCUUGUGCUCUCAGCACUUGUCAGCAUUCUUGUGUGUUGCCGCACGACCUGAUGCACGACCGGUGCGAGUGCCACAUCAUUGUGUGCCCCAACAAGUGCACAUUUCCCAAUUGUACCUUCAUGUGCUCGGAGCAGGAUCACUUCCACACAGAAGGCCACAGCGGGGAUGGUUGCAUGUGUGACCAGCCGCACCAGUGCCCUCAUGAGUGUGAAGCACCAGGCAUUUGCGAAAUCUAUUCCGAGCUGGUGGUCAAGAAGCAGAAGUUCACCGGAAAGCACGACACCUUUGACUACGAUGCGAUUGAAACCGAGCAGAACGGUGUUCGCAAGGGUUGUUGCAAGGUAGUGCCACCCAAGAGUCGGCAGCAUGAAGGUGAACACAUUCAUUCGAGCACUGAAAACUUGGUGCAUUACUGUGAUGUGAAGUGCCCCACUUGCGGCUACUACUGCACCUUACCAUGGGAGCAUUCAGGAGAGCAUGACACUCGUCAUGGCAACAUGCGGCGGACCUACUUCGUGUCGGAUGAGGAUGUGUUUACCUUGGGAUCUCGCAAAUAUGCUCCCGCUGAGUCUGGAGUGGCAGAGAUGUGCAACAUGUACUGCCAUCGGGCUGGACGUGGGCACACGCAUGUGAAGCUAUGCGCUGACUAUUCCAGUGGGCAGGGUGGGCAGUGCUGCAUCUCGGCCAUGCCAGGACGGCGCCAUUCCAUGCGUCAGUACAAGCCGAACCCCGAGAUUCCCAAGGACGAGUUCACCCAUGAGGCUUUCUGGGAGAGCACUGGAUUUAAGGAUCCAUGCUCCAACGAGGACAAGGAAGUCUUCGGGAAAUGCAACCACUUUUGCCCACACGCCUCACACAUGAAGGAUGGCGAGCUGCCUUCCUUUUGCACCCUGCCGCUGUGGCAUGCAGCGCUGUCGGACCAAGAAGGCAAAGAAUAUGUGAGGCAGCACGGUGGGAUUGUGUCACCUGAUGGGCAUCAUUUCAGUUGUUCGCACAGAACCAGCCUGCCAGUCCAUACCAUCUUCCUCAUUGACAAGUCUGGUUCCAUGAGCUACAAUGAUGUUGUGCCUGAGACGCGGCCGUGGCGGGACUCGCAUCCAAAUCGGUUGGGUUGCGCACUGGCGGCCAUUCAAAGUUUUGUGGAAAAGCGACAACACAGUAGUCCAGAUGACAAAAUCUCUUUGUUGGCCUUCGACACAGACGCUCUCAAUGGGCCAUCUAUGGUUUCGAUCUCGGACUUCGACACUUGCCAUCAAUGGCUCAGCAACCUGGAGGCAAACUAUCAAACCAGCUUCGCCAAUGCCAUGGCUGCAACUAUCCCACUGGUGCAGCAAACGCCCAACAGCCACCGAUCAAUGGUGAUGUUCUUGUCGGAUGGUUGGGAUCAUUUUCCCGCACAGGCCCUGCAGAGGGUCUUUGCUGCCGUGGCCCGCAGCACACCGGGCAAAGCGCUGCGCUUGCACACAGUGCAGUUCCCUGCCCAGCACGGCAGUGAUGCCGACGUGCUGGCACAGAUGGCGCAGGCGGCUCGGAACCAUGCGGCCUUUGAUGAUGAGUUUGCCCAGGCCAGUAGCUCCAUGCAGUCUGUGGACAACAUUUCCUUGCAGGAGACCUUCAUGGGCAUAGCUGAGUCGCUUUCUUCCGCGGCUGGUGGGCUGAUCACUGCCAGUUGAAGAAGCUUCAAGAAGCGUAGAUGCACUUUCGUGCGUUUGUUUGACAUUUAGCUGGGCUGCACUUCCCAGAAGUGCAUGCCAUGGGGACAUUAGCUUGUUUAGGGACCUCCCAAGCUCCGCGGUUUGAUGCUGGCAAAUGGCGGUUUGUUUGGAACUUUGUUGCUUACCAGCACCCCACACUGGCCUCGUUGGAUGGGA
Durusdinium trenchii is the source of this 5799-nucleotide messenger RNA. The record is from the annotation of a GenBank genome assembly. Lineage: Eukaryota; Dinophyceae; Suessiales; Symbiodiniaceae.